Molecule: messenger RNA, 1085 nt
Organism: Cryptotermes secundus
Lineage: Eukaryota; Metazoa; Arthropoda; Insecta; Blattodea; Kalotermitidae
Gene: BCL7-like
Product: B-cell CLL/lymphoma 7 protein family member B
Exons: 4
Coding region: 117-512 (131 amino acids)
Source: RefSeq, a predicted model, not a curated record
AUAAUAGAUCGAUAAUUUUAAUCGAUAACCUCGCCGGGUUUGUGUGUUCAAAAGAAGAGGUACGUUUUUGUUUGGCGUGUUGUUCCCAUGUCUGUGGAAGUGCUGAAGUAAUCAAAAUGAUGUCUAGAUCUGUCAGAGCAGAAACAAGAAGUAGAGCCAAAGAUGACAUUAAAAGAGUAAUGCAAGUGGUUGACAAAGUACGUCAUUGGGAAAAGAAGUGGGUGACAAUUGGCGAGACGACAAUGAAAAUCUACAAGUGGGUCCCAAUUUCAAGCAGUGAGCAGAAGAAAAAGGGCAAAGACCACUGCAACAAGGAGAACACAUUAGCAAGAAAAGCAGCUACUUUAGAUUCGUCUAAUUCUAAUUUUGGUCUUGCUGAGGAUUCAAACACAUGUUUCUCUAUGGUAAGUGAUUCUCAAGGGCCAACAGAUUUCUCUGCACAGCUGGGAUUCUCAGAGGACUCAAACUCACAAAGCAGUGAACCAAGUACAAAGCGGUUGAAGUCUGACUGAUUGGUCUCAAAAACUGAUGAUUCACCCUUUUAAGAAGCAUUUCUAAAUAUUUAGCUUUGAAAUGUACAAGAGUAAGUCAGUAGAUAAGGUGAAUUUAAGUAUAGCUUAAAAUGUGUGUUUCAUGCAUUAUGGUGUGAGCAGUCCCAUGGCAAGGUCAUAUCAGCACACAUUUCAUCUUAUGUGAUGUGUCAGUUUUCCUGAAUAAGUCCAUUAGCACUUUGAACUGUAACAAGUGUUGCUGCUUCAACCCAUCUACUUGGUUGAUGUGCAUCCACUAAACUUAUGCAGUCAUUUUUAACAGCUCACACCACACAUUUUUCAAUUAUAAACAACUAUCCUGAUGUUAUGCACAUAUUCUGCAAUAAAUUUCACUUGGUUCUACUCCUUGUGAUGGUAAAGCUUGAUAACACUUCACAGUUCAAAUACAGUGCAGUCUGAAUGGAGGAGCUGUCAUUUGAAAACUGUUAGUGACAGUAUUUUCAUCUAUGUACAUAAACUAUCAUUCUUAUUAUUUAAGUACACCAUCAAUAAUGCAACAGUGAUAUAAAAGACACCUAAAAUAUAUAUUUUUCA